UGGAAAUUGAAGGCUACAAUGAAUCGGACGGAGACAAGGGAAUGACAGUUAGCUAUUAAUGAAGCUUCAAUUUUUCGGGAGAAAAUGGGCAUGAGCAAAUGGGACUGCAUUGACUUUUCUUAAUGAACAGGCAUCAAAAAAUGUCAUCUUCACCUGAAAGUAAUCUCUUGAAAUCUUAGGACUGAAGCAUUAAUCAAGCUUUCGAGAAUGAGCACAAACACUGACAUUUUGGAUUUGUCUUAUGAGAUGUCUGAUCGCGAUGAGAUAUUCAUCGACGAAGCUCCUCUGCUUGUUUUCCGUGUCAUAGGCUGCACAGUUGUUACUUUGCUUGUUGGUUUUACCAUCAUCAUAUAUGUUACGUCAGGGAUGUUUCACCUAGACUGUUUAGCACAAAUCUGUUCAGAAGUCUGCAUUUUCGUUGCGUACAUGCUUAUCCUAUUAACAACAACAGAAAAGUUCCGAAUAAAUCCAGGAAUGUGCUUUGCAAUAUCCUUCUUUUUACAUUUCCUGUUCCUCGGAGCUUUCGUCUUCUCUUUGUUGGAAGUGUUGUGCAUUUCCCAAGUGUUGUAGCUUUUUUCCAAAAAAAAUAGUUUUCUUACAUCGAAGAGUGUGCUUCUCGUAGGUUGGGGUUGUCCAGCUUUUCUUAGUGUCCUUGCAGCAAGUAUAUGGCAUGAAAACUACGUUUCAAAGAAAAAUUGUUGGAUAAAUGUAUAUCGACCAAUGAAGUGGACUACUGUCAUACCGAUAGGAUUAUGCGCUUCUAUCCAAAUGCUAUUUCUACUUCGAAUCUUUUGUAUAUCUGAUGUGCCUUUAUUCACUCCUCAGAGCAAUUUCAGGAGAGCAAAGUGCUACUUAACCACCCGUUGGGCUUGCACAAUCAUCAUUAUUAUGCUUACAACAUCGUGGUCUUGCGGUAUGAUGGCAUAUAAUACUGGACAAGAAAACUUAUUUGCCGCUUUCACGGUAUCCAGUAUUGUAUUAGGAGUCUGCAUCUUUACACUGCGGAUAUCGUCUGAUGAUGAGGUUCGGAAAAUAAUUAUCGAACAUAUUUUGUGCUUCAUUGUACCACAGAAUAAAGUGAGAGCUUUUUCUACAGAUCCUCUUCCCAGAAAGAAAAUCUUCACAGAUGAAUCUGACAUUUUUAAAAAUGGAAAAGCUUUCAGUUCAGAGCAAAAUGUUACGUCUCAUAAAUAA
Messenger RNA from Uloborus diversus, 1194 nucleotides. RefSeq names its product adhesion G-protein coupled receptor D1-like. Gene Ontology annotation, biological process: cell surface receptor signaling pathway; adenylate cyclase-activating G protein-coupled receptor signaling pathway. Gene Ontology annotation, cellular component: membrane. The record is from RefSeq and is a predicted model, not a curated record. NCBI's taxonomy places the organism in Eukaryota, Metazoa, Arthropoda, Arachnida, Araneae, Uloboridae. Gene Ontology annotation, molecular function: G protein-coupled receptor activity.